Messenger RNA from Suillus subaureus, 414 nucleotides. RefSeq lists its product as uncharacterized. The record is from RefSeq and is a predicted model, not a curated record. NCBI's taxonomy places the organism in Eukaryota, Fungi, Basidiomycota, Agaricomycetes, Boletales, Suillaceae. The annotation marks the transcript as partial. The transcript has 5 exons.
GAUGUCUUGGAUGAUGCAACUGUCAACGUCCUCACGCGGGGCAGUCUUGUUGAUGUCACUGCCUACGUGGAGGACGUCUUGGAAGAUGCAACUGUCAACGUCCUCACAAAGCGAGAUGGUUCCUUGGUCAAUGUGGUCGCUGAUGUCCAAGACGAUUUGGAUAAUCUUACAGUCAAUGUUCUUACCAAGCGGGUGGCCUUGUCGACGUUACAGCGGGCAAUUGUUGAGGACGUUCUCAAUAAUCUUGAUGUCAUGUUCUUACCAAGCGGGAUGAUGGCCUGGUCGAUGUUACAGCCUAUGUCGAGGAUGUUCUCAACAACCUUGACGUCAACGUUCUUACCAGGAGGGACGAUGGCCUGGUCGACGUUACAGCCUGCAAGUACCACUCAUCUGAUUUUUGGCUAUCUUUAACAC